Micropterus salmoides (largemouth bass) is the source of this 2972-nucleotide messenger RNA. RefSeq lists its product as uncharacterized. The coding region runs from base 1 to 2361 and encodes 786 amino acids. The transcript has 18 exons. NCBI's taxonomy places the organism in Eukaryota, Metazoa, Chordata, Actinopteri, Centrarchiformes, Centrarchidae. The record is from RefSeq and is a predicted model, not a curated record.
AUGCUCUGCACCCUGCUCUACCUGUCUGCUCUCAUCGGGCUGGCAGGUGCUCAGAUAUUUUCCCUCCCUGCAGUGUUUAACAUCAGCUCAUGCCCCAUCACGUUUUAUGGACAGAAGUACGAACAAAUCUAUGUGAACUCCACAAAUGUCUGUUUCAUUGACCUUUUCAACAAUCAAACCAGACAGGACUGUAUUGUAGGUUUUCCAUUGUUGGCAGGCAAGGCUCUGUUUCAGAUAAAUCCAUUUCCAUCAAAGGAUGCGGAAAAUUAUAUCCAUAUGACUUUACCAACUAUUACGGGCAACAUAAAAUGCAUAGUAGGUGUUGGAAGUCUGAGUGAUGUCUAUCUAGCUAACUUUGGGACACAAACAGCUGUAAUAAUAGGCGGCAGUAUUUCAUCUGUGAUUAGUUUGAUGGUCAAUGGUAUCACAGUCGAUACACUGAAUUCUAACACAUUUUGGCAGCUCUUAGACGUCAGCAGAUGCAGACACUCAGGUGUUUUGUAUAAAUAUGGUGAAGUGGUGAGCUCUGAUCCAGAUACCUGCUCCUGUGUAACCUGUGAUGAUACUGCUGUCCUCAGAGUCACUGGCUGUCCACGCACUGGACGAUGUCAAGGCAACAACACCUGCGUGUUUGACUCCAUCUGCACUGUGACCGGCCCUACUGUCAUAGACUUUCUCAGCCAAGUGAACUCUGUCCCGGAUCGGUGUGCGUACUCUCUACUGUCGGGUUCGUCUGUCCCAGGCUUCCAUGUGCUUGGGAACUUUCGGGAACGUCGACGUAAAGAUGUGAGCUUUGUGGACAGUGUGACACUGCAACUAGACGGGCCUGGUGUUCAAAUUCAAGUGGACCAAGACGGGAGAGUUUGGCUGGACAAGAAUACGUUGACCCUUAACAGCACAGCUCAGGUGGUUCACGGUGUGGAGCUCUCUAAGGAUCAAACCGGAGUCACUGCAAAGGUGGUGCUGUCUAACAAGGUGGUGCUUGUCUUCUUUGAUGGCAACACGGCACAGAUCCACUUAAAAGCACCUGGUGGAAAAGAUCCAUCUCUGCAGGGUUUGUGUGCCAACUCCAGUGUUCCUUUGAGCUCAGUGAGGCUCCCUGCUGCUUACAGUGCCAGUGGCUGUGAAGUGCAUUACAGUGACUCUGCUGACAGUUCGAUCAACUGCACCAUGAUGACUGAACGCUGUAAUCUCCUGAAUGAGGCUCCCUUCACCGCCUGUCACAACUACACCAACCCAGAGCCCUACAUAACCGCUUGCACCGACACUAUGUGCAAUUAUCCUCCGGCAGACGGUCUACACUGCCAGUUCCUGGAGGCCUACGCCAGAGCCUGCAGCCUGUACAGCUCCAACACACUGGAGGACUUGAUGUCAGAGGCCGGCUGCUCACCUCCUAAGGCUUUCUGUCAGGGCAAGAUGUGCAAUGCUCACGAGUUCUGUGCCGAGAACACGGGAGGUGAACCCAGCUGCUUCUGUCGGGCCAUUUUUGCCUCUCCGUACAUAUCAGCAGGCACUUUCGGUGAUCCAACGAUCUGCAUGCAGAACUCUGCUUCAGUUACUCUGGUCGGUUGUCUUCUGGAGGAAAAAGGCUUCAACUAUUCGGCCUUGCACCUCAAUGACCAGACCUGCACGGGUCAGGUAGACGAGCAGACCCACAUGGUGACCUUCAGCUUCAACAGCAGCAACACCUGUGGGGCGGUGGUCACGAUUAACAACAGCCAAAUAUUCUACAUGAACACCAUCAAGAGCCAGAACAGCUCCUCUGACGUCAUCACUCACCAGGACCAGGUCUACAUCAACUUCUCCUGCUUCUAUACUCAGCCAGACGUCAAGACUGUGGCCUUCAGAAUCAUGGACCACUCUGUGAUCCAGCAGAUCACAUCUGGACCUUGGAAUUACACUGUGACCAUGAAGGCCUACACCGACGCCGGCCUCACACAAGCUGUGGAGUUGAGCACCGAAGUCCAGCUGAACCAGAAGAUCUGGGUGGAGCUAAAGACUGACGGGCUGGAUGGUGGCUUGGUUACCGUAGUGACCGACUCCUGCUGGGCAACCAAUCAGGCCUCGCCCAGCGGGAGUCCAAGAUACGACCUGAUCAUUAAGGGCUGUGCGAACCCCACUGACCGGACGGUGCAGGUCAAGGGAAACGGACUGGGACCGUCCAACUCCUUCUCCUUCAACAUGUUCCGGUUCUCUAGUAACUCUGGUGACGUCUACCUGCACUGCAAACUCAACCUGUGUGUCAAACAGAACAACAGCUGCACUCCGAUUUGUAACGGAGGUGCUCGGAGACGCAGAUCUGCCAGGGUGCAAUAUGAAGCCGACUCCUCAGCCUUCAUCACCAUGGCCUGGACACAUUAGGUUGUUUCCACGGUGACUCGGACUGAUUGACAGGCUGUCGACCUUCCAGGGCCUGGGUGUGUGCAUCUUUCGGUGAUUUUAUUUAUCAAAUUAUCAAAAAACAUAUCGCUACAUGGUGAAGGGAAGUGUGUGUGUAGGGAAACUUGGGAUUAAUGACAUGUAUAUACUAUAUACAUGUCAUUAAUAUAUUAUAAAACAAAUAACAGAGGAAAACAGUGAUUUCAGUACAACUGCAGCAUUAACACAUUAUGAUUUACAGAUUCCAGUUCAAUCAAAACUGUAAUUUAAAGACCCAAUCUGUGAAGCCGCAUGAUACCAAAAACUCAAAAACACAAUAUUAGAUCAUUUUCACUGUCCACUUUUCUGCAACUCAGGAAAUCAACUAAAAGUAAAUAUGAAAUGAUUUAAUAAUGUGGAAAAUUUAUUUUGUAAACACUGGUUUAAAAGUUUUAAACAUAUUUUAUAAACUUCACAUUGUGUGAUUACACCUAAAAUUUACAUACAGACUCCUUAACGUUUGUUCAAUCAAAACUGUGACCUUCAGGAUGCUGGGGAAAUGUGUUGUUUCAUUUUUAUUAUGUUACUAUUGUUAUCAAUCAAAAUUAAAAUGU